AAUGAAGGCGCGAUCGGCCCUUUUGUUGUAGGCUGGGCUUCAAUCUACCAACACUUGUUAUGAAAGAUGUCAUUCGUAAGAGGAGCUAUGAUUACUGCGUCAAAGUCAAAAGUAUUGCACCUUGCAAGGGCAUCAACUAUUGUGUCCAACCACAACGUGAGCCAAAAGCUACAUCGACCUCCUCAAAAACAGGCUUCCCUUUACACAACGGGGCUCCAUCGCUUCAGCAGUGCAUCCAGCCGGCAGAAUACGGCGGGGUCAGAACCAUCUGAAGAUAAAGUCCAACUCACAGAGUCAUGUGUGAAGAGACUAGAGGAAAUCAUGGAGAAGGGUGAUUAUCUGAGAAUACAUGUGGAGGGAGGAGGCUGCUCGGGGUUCCAAUACAAGUUUUCUGUUGACAGUAAAAGGAACGAAGAUGACAGAGUGUUCGAGCAGGGAGGAGUGGGCAUUAUUGUGGACGAGGAAAGCCUGGAGUUUGUUAAAGGAGCCACUGUGGACUUCACCCAGGAGCUGAUCCGCUCCACCUUCCUCGUGCUCAAGAAUCCUCAAGCCGAUCAUGGCUGCUCCUGUGGCAGCUCCUUCUCCGUCAAACUAUGACCUUGCAUCAAUCUCGCUUGAUACCCUGGUUUGUGCGCAAAACACAAUUAAAUAUCAGACAAUUUUAAAUAUAAUGGAUUGCACCGACUGGUUUUCUAGGUGUGCACCAAUUGAACUGAAUCAAAGGCCGGGGUAUAUAUUUAUGAACGUGUUAUUUCGUAGACAGUGAAUAAGUCUUUGCUCAUUGAUAGCUGAGUUGCCAAUAUUCAACUGUAAUCUUCAUGCAAUGCAAACAAAUACAAAGGCUCAAAUGAGUUGUUAAGGCUUUCCCUGGGUGUAAAAUAUGUAAAUAGUCUAGAUAUAUCAUUGCAGUAAUUGUAUUUGUUUCAUCUAACAUUAAAUUGUGUGUAUUUA
Pungitius pungitius (ninespine stickleback) is the source of this 951-nucleotide messenger RNA. It is a transcript of the gene isca2, whose product is annotated as iron-sulfur cluster assembly 2. Gene Ontology annotation, biological process: iron-sulfur cluster assembly. The coding region runs from base 67 to 597 and encodes 176 amino acids. The transcript is spliced from 4 exons. The record is from RefSeq and is a predicted model, not a curated record. Lineage: Eukaryota; Metazoa; Chordata; Actinopteri; Perciformes; Gasterosteidae. Gene Ontology annotation, cellular component: mitochondrion. Gene Ontology annotation, molecular function: 4 iron, 4 sulfur cluster binding; 2 iron, 2 sulfur cluster binding; iron ion binding.